This is a messenger RNA of Rhea pennata, 6182 nucleotides long. It is a transcript of the gene SQLE, whose product is annotated as squalene epoxidase. The transcript is spliced from 11 exons. Gene Ontology annotation, cellular component: endoplasmic reticulum; membrane. NCBI's taxonomy places the organism in Eukaryota, Metazoa, Chordata, Aves, Rheiformes, Rheidae. Gene Ontology annotation, molecular function: squalene monooxygenase activity; flavin adenine dinucleotide binding. The record is from RefSeq and is a predicted model, not a curated record. Gene Ontology annotation, biological process: sterol biosynthetic process; cholesterol metabolic process. The coding region runs from base 690 to 2405 and encodes 571 amino acids.
GCCGCGCGCGGCGGGGUUCGUGCAGCGAGCGCCGAGGCUGCCCGACCCACGGCGGGGAGCAGGUGGCGCCGCCGCAUCCCCGCUCCGCGGCGGCUGCGAGGGCGCUGUCUCGGGCAGAUAGAGCAUCACCCGCCUGGCCGGGGCGGGCGGGGUUCCCGGCAGGGGCGAGCCGCCGCCGUCGCCUCAGCCACCCGCCUCUGGAUGAGCCGCGGGGAGGCCCGUAACGGCGGCUCCGCGUCGCGUGAGGAGGCUCCCGCCGCAGCCGCGCGUCCCUGGAGCCCACGGCGGGCCCGGGCACGGCGGAGGAGGGCCGCGCGGGGCAGCGGGGGCCGCGGCCGCGCCGUGAGCAUCGCCUGCCACAGCCCCGGGCUCGCCUUUCUUUAAGUGACUGCAGCUGCUCUACAGAUCUCUGUGGUUUUUAAGAAGACGUUACAUUUUUCUUUAUCUGCCUUUUUGGAGUCUCUCUCUGGGCUCCUGUGGUGCAGUGAGGUUGCACUUACUCCUUUAUCGGGUUUUGCGGAGCUCCUUGGUUUUCUGUUGUGUCUUUCUCCCUUUCAUUUCAAAGGAAUUCUCUGUGUUUUUAAAUCUACUUUUUCUAUUUUUGUGUAGAAAACUGUUUCAGGGAGCAUCAGCCAGCCUAAAAGGCUUUUAAAAGGAAGCAACCAGCAGCAGCGACCAGUACCCUCACAAUGUGGACUUUUCUGGGUAUUGCUUCCUUCAUCUACGUGUAUAAGAAGUGUGGGGACCUGAUGACUUACGCUAACAAGGAGGUGCUCCUGUCUGUGUUGGUGUUUUUCUCGCUUGGCUUGCUGCUAUCAUACAGGUACCGCUUCAGAGGGCCCAGGCAACAGCAGCAGAAGUCCCACUUGGGGAUGUUUUCUGAUGUUCUUGCAGCUCUACCACUUGUUGGCUUCUUCUGGGCCAAACCCACCCGAGGAUCUCAAAGAGUUGAGCAACUCAAAUUGCGAAAGGGCAGAAGAGAAGUAAACUUCUCAGAUUUACAUAUGACAGAGACUGCUGCAAGUACAACAUUAUCAUCCCAGUAUGAUCCAGAAAUUAUCAUUGUGGGUUCAGGUGUCCUUGGUUCUUCUUUGGCUGCGGUGCUCUCAAGGGAUGGAAGGAAGGUGACUGUCAUAGAGAGGGAUCUGACCGAACCUGACAGGAUAGUUGGAGAACUGUUACAACCUGGUGGUUUUAAUGCCCUUAAAGAGUUGGGUCUUGAAGAUACAGUGGAAGGUAUUGAUGCACAACUAGUAAAUGGUUACAUAAUUCAUGACAUAGAGAGCAAGUCGGAGGUAGAAAUUCCUUAUCCAACAUCUGAAGAUGGCCAUGUGGCUAGUGGAAGGUCAUUUCAUCAUGGCAAAUUCAUCAUGGGUCUCCGAAGGGCAGCUAUGGCAGAACCCAAUGCAAAAUUCAUUGAAGGCACUGUGUUGCAAUUGCUUGAGGAAGAAGACUGCAUAGUGGGUGUUCAGUACAAGGACAAAGAAACAGGAGAUAUUAAGGAGCUCCAUGCACCACUUACUGUUGUUGCUGAUGGACUGUUCUCCAAGUUUAGGAAAAAUUUGGUCUCCAACAAAGUUACUGUUUCAUCCCAUUUUGUUGGCUGCAUUUUGAAGGAUACACCACAAUUUAAAGCUAAUUAUGCUGAACUUGUUUUAGCUAAAACUAGUCCAGUGCUAAUCUAUCAGAUUUCUUCAACUGAGACUCGGGUCCUUGUUGAUAUUCGAGGGGAAAUGCCAAAAAAUUUAAAAGAAUUCAUGAUUGAGAACAUUCAUCCACAACUACCUGAUCACCUGAAGGAACCAUUCUUAAUAGCAAUUCAGAAUGAUCGCUUGAGGACUAUGCCAGCAAGCUUCUUGCCUCCUUCAGCUGUUAACAAAAAAGGAGUUCUUCUUUUAGGAGAUGCAUAUAAUAUAAGGCACCCUCUGACUGGUGGAGGAAUGAGUGUUGUUUUAAAUGAUGUUAAAAUAUGGAGAAGCUUGCUGCAGAAUAUUCCAGACCUUUAUGAAGACUCUGACCUUCUUCAGGCAAAAAAAACAUUUUACUGGUCAAGAAAAAAGUCUCAUUCUUUUGUAGUGAAUGUUCUUGCUCAGGCCCUAUAUGAACUUUUUGCUGCUACAGAUGAUUCCUUACAUCAGCUAAAGAAAGCCUGUUUCCAUUACUUUAGACUUGGUGGCGAAUGUGUCUCGGGUCCUGUUGGAUUGCUGUCUGUGUUAUCUCCUAAACCAAUGGUGCUGAUUGGUCACUUCUUUGCGGUGGCAUUAUAUGCUGUUUAUUUUUGCUUUAAGUCAGAGUCCUGGAUCACCAAACCUCGAGCAUUCCUCAGUAGUGGAGCUGUCCUUUACCGGAGUUGUUCUAUAAUAUUUCCACUUAUUUACUCUGAAAUGAAAUACUUAGUCUAUUAAAUGGAAAUGAGGGAAAUAACUGAAGGAAGAAGACAUGAAAGUCACGAUGCCUUUAAAAUCUUUGGACAUGUACUAUUUAAUGUUGUAAAAUGCAAUUUCCCUUUUCAGGAUUUGGCUUGAAUUUGGUUUUGUGGUUAUAUAUCCAUAUAUCAUAUGUAAAUAUACUUUCCUUUGCAAUUUAAAUUUAAAAAUGAGUUAGCUGUUUUCAAGGACCAUAAUUAAGUGUUGGCAUAUGAUAGAUAAUUGCCAGUUUUGUCAAAAAAAUCAUUCCUCACUUUAUCCAUUGCAUAGAGUGCACCACUAAUAAACUGAAAAGUGAAAAAUGUAAACCAUAUGCUGCUAUUAUCCUUCAUGCCUUUUUCUGUUCAAUUGUUCCAUAGACUGCUUCCUUAUUACAGUGAAAUGUUGUAAGAAAAUUCUUGAUUUGUGUUAUUUCAUUGGAAAUAUUUACCUCUGUUCUAGUUCAGUUGUAGCUGAGAUACUAAUCUACUGACACUUAAAAGGACACUGUAAAGGAUUUCAGAUUGUGAAGUGUCACCAUCUCUUUAACUUUGAUCACUGUUGCAGAUGUCCUGAUGCUUUUCUAAAAUCAUUUUUGAACCAGAAUUACUUUAAACAAGUAAUAAUCAAGAUGUAGUUCUGUUGAUUGCUGCAUUGCACCUGGGUAGUGAAAGCACAUAGUUUUGAAACUUUCUUCCUAUCUAUCUCACUCCCUUUUUAAAAGCUUGGGAUGCUUUUUUUGUUCAGUUUCGUUUAUAAACACUGCCACUAAAUGAAGCACAGCAGCAAAUUGUACCCACUGAAACAAUUCAGUCAAGGCUGUUUGCAGGAGACAGUAAAGUAACCUUUAAUAUUACUUCUAAAAAUUCAUGAGAGGUACCAUGAAAGUGUCCUUUUAAUAUUUGGAAUAUAUAUUUUCCAGUAGAGGUUACUGCAUAUGACAAAAGAGUUCAUAUUUUUUACUGUUGGUUAAUAUUCCUCUCUGUGUUAUCUUUAACAAUAUGCUUCCUUUUGUUCUCGUGUAUUUUUUCUUUCUUUCUUACAUUUGCUUUGGUAUCACUGUGGCUUUUCUAUUUUGGCUUGCCUAAACAAUCAUGCAUCAGUGUAGCCAAGAGUUUAGAGAGCAGUAGCAGAUUAUGUUUCUGUACUAGCAAAACUUCGACUGUGUCUUUUGAAAAUGACAGAUUGCAUAAGCUGUAUAUAAACAUAAUUUUUCUGUUGGGUUUUCAAAAAAAAAAAAAAAAAAGAAAACUAUAGAGAGGCAUUUUUAGUAUUUUAUUUGAUGGACAUUUCAAAUGACCAUUUUUUUUCCAGAAGAAACAAAAAUACGUAUAUUUUUCUAACCAUUAUCGCUUUUGAUACCCUCUUGAAAUUAAACAUAGACACAUUCACAACACAUGAAAACUUCAGGGUAAAAUACUAAUAUUUUCAGGUAUCAUUAUACAUGGUAACUAAACAAUGCCCCUUUAAGGGUAUACAAAGUUUGCAGAAUUUAUAUAAGUGUUUUCAAAAUUUUGAUGAUUUUGAAAAUAUUACUUUUACAUACUCCUAUUUUUUAAUAUUAUUUGCAGUCUCUUUAAAAGUCAAAGAUUAACAAUCUCGAGCCAAAUACACACCCUCAGCUAACUUACUUAAAUAAAAAGUUCUGAUAUCUGUAAGAUCUCUGUUGCAUAUUUCUGAGCAAUGAGUUUUUGUAGGUUCUGUAUACAACUGUGCUUAGAACUGAUGUAUAUGUUCGGGUACUUUUCUUUCUUUGGAACCCAAUUUCUGAUUAAAUUUCCUGUCAUGGCUAUAGAAGUAAAUAUUACUCAUUGAAAAUUGUAAGGCGGGGAAAUCUUGUAUGUGUGUGUAAGGAAGAACAUAUACGACUCAUGAAAUGGUUAUAUGUAACUUAUCUUCUGGACAAGAUGAAAGGACUUGAUGAAGUAUCGAACACACAGUAGUGUGUUCCAAUUGUUUGGAACACAGUAGUACAGAAUGUCAUCUGAUAGCUGAAAUUACCCAUGCAUUAAUCCUCAGUAGUGUUUGGAAAAACCAGGCCAGGAUCCUACCCCAUCUCGCCAGCAGGACACAGCAGAGCUUUGUCACGUUGAAGAGCACUUCAGGCAGAACUUCAAGCCUGGCUGUGGCGUUUUUCUCAGAGGAGAGACACGGAAGGAGGAGAGGACAAGGAAGUAAUGAGAGAAGGAAUUUCUGAGCCAAAUGAGGGCAAGAAUAGUAAAGGUCGCAGCAAGUCUUCAGUCAAAACAGCCAAAGAUGGAAUUUAACAACAGCUAGUGCUAGCCAAAGUGUGCAGUAGGGAGUGUAAGAGUUCUGGUUUCUGUUUUCUACAUCUAUAUACAGCAAAGGGAAGCGACAUGCCAGAAAAGAGGAAUCACAGUCAUGACUCAGACUCUGAGAAUGCAAAGAGACUGCACUCACAGACAGCUCACAGGUUAUAUCAUGCAUACAUACAUACAUAUAUGUGUGUGUGUGUGAAGUUAGUUCUAGGGUCUGUACACUGUGAAAUUUUAACACUGUGCUUUAUCCCAGUCAAUGUGCUUUUGAUAAAUGUUGCGGACACAUGAAGGAUCUGCAUCUUCUUGAGUAUCUGGUUAUUCCUGUAUUCCAGGAUGGAUGCAGCUGUGUCUGACCAACAGAGAGGAAGGAGCAAGAGAAGCAGCUAUAUAGUGGUGAGAUUGCGGUUAGGCAGUGCAGGAAAAUUGCUAGUGGGAGGGAGGAGAAGGAGCACUGUAGUUGCCCCCAGUAAGUGGUGUGGAGUCUGGUUCACAGGUAGGAAGUUGAUUUCUGCUUGAAGACAUUUGUCACAUUUCUUGGAGCUUGUCUGAAAAAGUUGCUAGGUACCUGUGUCAUGAAGAUUAAGUGUUUCGGUAUUCUGAGAUUUCUUUUUUGUUUGUUUUGAACAAGCCCUUUACUGGAAAACACAUGACAAUGAGAGGUUUUAAAAACAGCUUUAAAAGCACAACCUACUGCAGGUGUGCAGUGUUGUGAAGAGCAAUGCGUGUUUGGUCUGUGUAUGAGUUUGGUGCUUAUUCUUGUUCCAAUGCAAAAAAGUAAAAGGCCAGAGUGGCGGUGGUAGUUUCCCUCCUCCUAAUCCCUUUUGAUCCCCUGGAACAAUGAGAAGGCACUUGAUUAGUCUUGGAUCGGCUCCUGGAUUUUGUAAUUUAUAACUUGAUUGUGCUUCUGAUUGAUACAGUGGUAGUAUAAUGGGGUGUUGGAAAUCCCAUGCCUCUCCGGAGAAGUGCAUGAAUAGAGGCUUAAAUCUAAUCUGCACCUGCAGAAAAGAGGCGCGCACAGUUUUCAGUAGAUGUAUAUGAUUUGUAUAUGAUGGUGUCCGAUCAUUCAUAAAAGUAGGAGACGUCACACUUAAAACUAUCAUAUUAGUAUCUGUAAUACAUGCAGGGGCAAGGGGGGGAAUAACAACAGGAAACUCAUGCUAUUCCUGGACUGUAUUGCCCAAUCUCUGUUCCAGUUGUUUUUGAAUAACCGCGCUCCAUUUUAGUUACAAUCAAGCUGUUGUACAGUACAUGCUACAUCAGUGCUGUUGCUAGGGUUUCCAAACGUAUGGAAAUCUGAAAAUAUGGGGAUGAUUAAAGCAAAUUGCUCCCUUUCUGGUAAUGCCAGUUCUGCAUUGUUUUUCUCCUUCGUGCCUGUAUCAUCCACCACUGCCUUCCCGGUCGCUGCGGGCUGCCUCCCGGCGCUGCUGCUUGCUUCGCGUCCGCAGCCAGAACCUGCUGCAGCUUAGGCCUCAGUUGCUGCUCUGCAGAACAGGUAGAC